Molecule: messenger RNA, 3869 nt
Organism: Megalops cyprinoides (Indo-Pacific tarpon)
Lineage: Eukaryota; Metazoa; Chordata; Actinopteri; Elopiformes; Megalopidae
Gene: ago3a
Product: protein argonaute-3
Exons: 19
Coding region: 695-3298 (867 amino acids)
Biological process (GO): regulation of stem cell proliferation; regulatory ncRNA-mediated gene silencing
Molecular function (GO): RNA binding; protein binding
Source: RefSeq, a predicted model, not a curated record
GUCAUAUCUAGCCAGGAUUUCCCCGAGAGAGGAGUAGCGAAACCGGGCUGAGAAUCCGGGGUACGUCGGGGAGACAAAUCUGGAUUUACCGGCUGAAGAAUGCGCAUAUAGCCGCCGCGGUUAACGGGAUUCCUUGGCGAACUGCAUUACAUUUCAUGAUCCAGCGAUAAACUUAGGCUUUCAGCGCGAAUAAGCCGCCGUUUUUCUGAUGAGAAGCCGAUCUGUCGGACAGACAGUCCAACCGCGGCGUAUAGGGACGUGUAAACCCGAGGCGGCUAGCUAACUAGCCUGCUAGCUUCAUAUUUUCCUGGACACCCUUCCGACUCUAACGUCGGAAAAAGGUUGUCGACUGAAACGUACUAGUUAAUCAGCUAAUCAAGCUCUUACGAGUGGGGAAAAAGUCGGAUCGAAUACAUUGGUGUUGUAAGAUUUGCAGACACGGAGUGCGGAGGACCACCGGCCGAGCGGACCCCCCGAGCGACAAGAAGGGGCCCGUUUAGCGGGGACGAGGCCAGGGAGCGGGAGGGGAGGAGUAGUUAGCCAGCAAUCUCUCCAGAGAACAACGUCGUCCGGUUACAGCGCCGCAGAAACAGCGCCGGGCGAGCGGAACCGUGCCGAACCGUCCCUCCGACAAACUCAAUCGCUGGGAUUUGUCAACUGGAAGCCGGGGAGGAACCGGACAGAGACCUCAUGAAUGGAAAUCGGAACUACAGGAGCCGUUGGGGCGCAGUCCCUGUUCUCGGUGCCCAGACGCCCCGGCUAUGGCACCAUGGGGAAGCCCAUCAAGCUGCUGGCCAACUGCUUCCAGGUGGAGAUCCCCAAGAUGGACGUCUACCUCUAUGAGGUGGACAUCAAACCCGAAAAGUGCCCGCGUCGGGUCAACAGGGAGGUGGUGGACUCCAUGGUGCAGCAUUUCAAGGUGACCAUCUUUGGGGAUCGCAGGCCAGUUUACGAUGGAAAGAGGAGCCUCUACACAGCAAACCCACUGCCAGUGGCUCCUACGGGGGUGGACCUGGAUGUGACGCUGCCGGGGGAGGGGGGGAAGGACCGCCCCUUCAAGGUCAGCAUCAAGUUCGUGUCGCUGGUGAGCUGGCACCUGCUGCACGAGGUUCUGACGGGCCGCAGCAUGCCCGAGCCGCUGGAGCUGGACAAGCCCAUCAGCACCAACCCUGUGCACGCCGUGGACGUGGUGCUGCGCCACCUGCCCUCCAUGAAGUACACCCCAGUGGGACGGUCCUUUUUCUCUGCACCUGAAGGCUAUGACCACCCCUUGGGCGGGGGCAGGGAGGUGUGGUUCGGGUUCCACCAGUCGGUGCGUCCUGCCAUGUGGAAGAUGAUGCUGAACAUCGACGUUUCUGCCACGGCCUUCUACAAAGCACAGCCUGUGAUCCAGUUUAUGUGUGAGGUUCUGGACAUCCACAACAUCGACGAGCAGCCCCGCCCUCUGACCGACUCCCACCGGGUCAAGUUCACCAAAGAGAUUAAAGGUCUGAAGGUGGAGGUGACGCACUGUGGGACGAUGAGGAGGAAGUACCGCGUGUGCAACGUCACCCGACGCCCCGCCAGCCACCAAACGUUCCCCCUGCAGCUGGAGAAUGGGCAGACCGUGGAGCGCACUGUGGCCCAAUAUUUCAGAGAGAAGUACAGCCUGCAGCUGAAGUACCCACACCUGCCCUGCCUGCAGGUGGGCCAGGAGCAGAAGCACACCUACCUGCCCCUGGAGGUGUGUAACAUCGUAGCCGGGCAGCGCUGCAUCAAGAAACUGACAGAUAAUCAGACCUCCACUAUGAUUAAAGCCACGGCGCGCUCCGCACCCGACAGACAGGAGGAGAUCAGCCGGCUGGUGCGCAGCGCCAGCUACGAGGCUGACCCCUUCGUGCAGGAGUUCCAGUUCAAGGUUCGAGACGAGAUGGCGCAUGUGACGGGCCGGGUGCUGCCGGCUCCCAUGCUUCAGUAUGGCGGGAGGGUGAGCACAGAGCACUUUAUGAACCGCACAGUGGCCACACCCAGCCACGGGGUGUGGGACAUGCGAGGGAAGCAGUUCCACACCGGGGUGGAGAUAAAGAUGUGGGCCAUCGCCUGCUUCGCCACGCAGAGACAGUGCCGUGAGGAGAUUCUCAAAGGAUUCACAGACCAGCUGCGGAAGAUCUCUAAGGAUGCUGGGAUGCCCAUCCAGGGCCAGCCGUGCUUCUGUAAAUAUGCGCAGGGCGCCGACAGCGUGGAGCCCAUGUUCCGGCACCUGAAGAACACCUACUCUGGCCUGCAGCUCAUCAUCGUUAUCCUGCCCGGCAAGACGCCCGUCUACGCGGAGGUGAAGCGUGUGGGGGACACUCUGCUGGGAAUGGCCACUCAGUGCGUGCAGGUGAAGAACGUGGUGAAGACCUCCCCCCAGACCCUCUCCAACCUCUGCCUCAAGAUCAACGUCAAGCUGGGCGGCAUUAACAACAUCCUGGUGCCACACCAACGACCGUCGGUGUUCCAGCAGCCCGUCAUCUUCCUGGGGGCAGAUGUGACGCACCCCCCUGCUGGAGACGGGAAGAAGCCCUCCAUCGCAGCAGUGGUGGGCAGCAUGGACGCCCACCCCAGCCGCUACUGUGCCACAGUGAGAGUGCAGCGCCCCCGGCAGGAGGUCAUACAGGACCUGGCCUCCAUGGUGCGUGAGCUGCUGAUCCAGUUCUACAAGUCGACCCGCUACAAGCCCACGCGCAUCAUCUUCUACCGGGACGGGGUGUCGGAGGGCCAGUUCAGACAGGUGCUGUACUACGAGCUGCUGGCGAUCCGGGAGGCCUGUAUCAGCCUGGAGAAGGAGUACCAGCCGGGCAUCACCUACAUCGUGGUGCAGAAACGGCACCACACCCGCCUCUUCUGCGCCGACCGCAACGAGAGGGUCGGACGCAGUGGAAACAUUCCUGCUGGCACCACUGUGGACACGGAUAUCACCCACCCCUACGAGUUUGACUUUUACCUCUGCAGUCACGCUGGAAUACAGGGCACGAGCCGUCCCUCUCACUACCACGUCCUGUGGGACGACAACUGCUUCACCGCCGAUGAGUUCCAGCUCCUCACCUACCAGCUGUGCCACACCUACGUGCGCUGCACCCGCUCCGUCUCCAUCCCCGCCCCCGCCUACUACGCCCACCUGGUGGCGUUCCGAGCCCGCUACCACCUGGUGGACAAAGAGCACGACAGUGCCGAGGGCAGCCACGUUUCCGGGCAGAGCAACGGCCGGGACCCCCAGGCCCUGGCCAAGGCCGUGCAGAUUCACCACGACACCCUGCGGACCAUGUACUUCGCCUGAGACGCCCCCGCAGUACCCCCCACCCCCCCACCCCCCUCGCCCAAAACCACGCCACACUCAGCCCGCGCGUCCAGAAGGGUCAGUCUCCAUCAGGGGGCGCUAGUCAUCCGCACCUGCCACUGUGCUGAGGGAGGCCAGGGGACGCAAAGCUGCUUUCAAACUAAAACAAAGAAAGGAACAUGGCGCGAUUAUGCAAUACGAAACCAGCCAACCGCUUUCAGCAUCCACUCCCCUCCCUCCUUCCCGCCCUCUCUGUCUGGCUGCCAGUCAGAGAGAGGCUCGUCUGUUUUUUACGGGAGGUGUUUGUUUUUGAAUCCCUUCUUCUGUCAGAUCUCUCCUGUUCAUGCCUUUACCUCAGAGUUACUGGCAGCACUCUCCUCUUCUCUUUUGAUUUUGUUUCGUUCUGUUCCUUCUGAAAAAGAAAAGAGUGAGAAGACGGGAAAGAAAGAGGAACCAGGGAGUCGCGUGGGUUUGGGACGGUUUUUGGGCUGCCUGUUGGUGACGGUCACAGCACCCAGCCCUGGGAUUCAGCCCCACUCUGACCCGUUGGCGACCUCUCGAGGCCAGCCAA